GAUGAAGUUUGCUCAUUAAUUGAAAACAUAAUGAUCGCUUUGUCAAUUAAUUAGACACCAAAAUGCUGAGAGCUGUAGGUGUUUUCAGGUGAGUGAAGUGCGAAAUAAACCCUUUUUCUUGCUUGAUCCCAAAGGUCAUCGUUGCGAUGAUAUUUUAACGAGGUGGGCCGAGGCUGUGUUUACAAAAAGAUGUGAUGGAUAACUUGUUUCAUUCAUAUGGCAAGAAGACUAAAAUUGGCCCUUUUUCUGUGAACAUUGUCAGUGCUGUCAGAUCAUUCUCGAUGACGUGCUUUGAUUGACAGUACACUAAGUUUGUACAGGCGUAUACUUUUCACAAGGCAAUAUUAGCUCAUUAAACUCGCUGAUUUUAAUAAUUCUGCUUAUGGUUAAUUUGAUGAAAGCUUGACGUAUUAUAUUGAGAUUAAUAAACGAAUCCCCUAACCUCUGGCGAGAAAAUAUAAGAAAGUAAGAACAUAAAAUUUUAAAAUUGAUAAUAAGUUUAAUAAAAGUUUUAUGCCAAUCACAGAGCACAGAGACUGUAACUCAAUGUAAAGCCUAUAAAAAUAUCACAAUAAUUGUUCUCAAAAAUUUGUUGAGAUAAUUCAAAUACAAGGUUGGAUUGUUUGUUUGUAUAAGACAGCAAUUUACAAAAACAAUCCCUCAGGCGGGGCUGUCACUCCCCCCCCCCCCCCCCCCCCCCCCCNACUUGAUGACUCUGAUCGUUUCAAUUUUGCAAUAACACUAAACGCAUGAAAACCAAUCAGAUUAUUAUAUUACAGUGGCAUACCACAGUUGAUGAGGAAUUGUUCAAUGUUAAAAUUAAAAACAGCUCAAAAAAUGCAAAAAUUAUAGUGAAAAUCUUCUUGUUGGAAAGUCAAGUCUACUGAAGAAAUGGCAAACUUUGGCGAUUAUUGUGGAGCUUUUUAUUCUCUAAUCUGGAGACUUGGAGAUACUGUCCAAAUCUGGAGUCUCCCAGAUUAUCCAGGAGAGUUGACAGCACUGCUGAGGGAUGGUUGCCAAAAAUAGUACUGGGAGCUUGAAGGUUAGAGUUGGUGGAGGGGCUGAUUUUCAAAGCAUUUGAAACUGGAGGUACAUUUCUCUCCUUUAUGUAAGCCAUAUAGGUAUGUGCUGCCCCAACGGGUACGGUUUUUGCACCGUUUUGGUCUGAGAACAGGUAUGGUUUACAAAGAAACACCGGAAUGUAUGAUUGUAUCUUCAUUUCAAUUUCAAAUGAAUAAGAGAGAAAAAGAAACAUGGGAAUUCGAAAUGGAUUUUAAGAAAUCUUUCUUGUUGGCAUUCUUAUCUAAGUAAUGAUGACAUAAGCCAGGUCAGGCCAGGUCAGGCCAGAGGCCAGGUCUGAAAAUGGGUGUGAAAAAUGGCAUUUUUUGGUCUGAAAUAGGGUCAGGAUAUGGAGAGCCAGGUGGCACACCCCCACCAAGAAUUCCUAGAAGUACCCCCCUCCCUCCCCCACCAGGGAUUUCUCUAUAAUGGCAAAAGAGGGUCAUAACAUUUUUACCUUUGUGUUGAUCCCAGUGUCAAUUGUUAAUUAAAUUAAUUGAUUUAAAUACUUAAAGCCCCACUCUAAUAAAUCAAAAAUAAUGUUGUCCUCGAGAAAUAUUUAUAAAUUUGGUAACUAUGUUUUUUAAGAAUGAAGCAAAUGUGGCAGCUUUGUUGGAAACUGUCUUAAUUUGAGAGAGAAUUCUUAUACCCAGCUGAGUUCAGUUUCCUCUGUUUGUAUUUCCUCAAGCUACGAGUGCUUGUGUGCAUGUUGUGUGUAUUCCUUUUUUUUGUAUCUGUCUGACGUAUGUCUGAACAUUUGUUGAAUUGCAGCCCUCACUGUGAACACUGUCUAAGGAGAAAUGCAGUGGAGAAAGCUGGCAAUUGGAUCUCUAGAAAAUCAUCCCUUUCGUUCUCAGCAAGCUCCAAACCCAUUUUUCAAAGAUGUCAUAUUCACAGUUUAUUAUUUCUUAGACAAAGGAACAUUAGAACAUUCACCAAGACACCACAUGGAGUAUUUCCUGGUGUUACUCGGAUACUCAUUAACAAGAAUAUGUACAGUGAGCGAAUGUUCACUACCCAUAUUGUUCGGGCAGUAAUGCGGGUAGCAAGACUUAGAUAUUUUCUUCUUGGAGCUGCUGGGGCUGGUGGUGUUGCUGCUAAAGUGGUAAGUUUUAUUUUGAGAUGUAGUUUAAUUUUCUCUUUUUAUUAUAUAGACAUGAGUGUUUUACUGGAAAAUAUACCACUCGUAAAAUUCAUAAAAACUACAUCCGGGACCCGAGUGGUUUAUUUUCCAUAAUCUCACAUGUGAGUUUAUCGAUGACGUAAUUUCGGUAAUUUCCCUCCAAAAUUUGUAGGCGUCUUGCAUCCUUCGAAUUUUAAUUACACAUUUUUCAAAGCUUUGCUUAUAUUUUGUCAAUGUACAGCCCUAUUCAGCUCAGUGUUAUUUCUCAAGAUUAUUGUGAACAAUGUCUUAUAUCGUUGUACUGUAAAUUUGAGCCGUCACAAUUACUUUUUGGCGAAUAAAAAUCUAUUAUUUUAUCGAUGUCUUUUUGUCUAUAUAAUAAAAAGAACAUUACACGGUGGCUUGAAGAUUCAUAAAAUAUUGUUUUGCCACUCGAAAGUAAAAUUCAUAUCUUCGCGCCACUGUGUAAUAUCCUCUAUAUAUACACGUCAUGCAGAAAACACAACCCAGACAUAUAUGCACUGUGUUUUAAUAGACUUAUUUAAAGUGUUAUUAUAACUUAAAAAACUAUUAUUUUAAUGUAAAUAAUACAAUGUCACUACAUGUAUGAAACUUGCUGCGAGGUCAAUUUUGAAGCAUGCUAGGUUUACACUACUUACUCCGUACUUAAAAUGCAAUUUAUUUUCUAGCUUACAAUAAUCUUUUCCAAAAUGCAUUGUGUGGUUGCUUAUUAUUUUGAGGUGCACUGUGAUGAGCAGGUAGGUAAUUAAACAUAGGCACGUUAAACGUGCAUGAGCUAUUUUGAAUGCUUCAGUGUAACUUUAAUGCUUCUGUUUAACUUUACCAAGAGUGAUGAAUCUACCUCUUUCAUCCUAAAUGUAGCUUGGGUUUUUGUGCGAAAUUGCGUAUUGCGGUACAUAAAUGAAAACGCGAAACGCUCAGCUGAGUCGAUCCUCAAGCUAUAUAUUCACUUUCCUCUGUCUUUCCCUGUUACAUCUGGUGCAAGUUAAACAAAUCGUUAAAGUGAAAUAAAUUUCUACUCACCAAACGUUGAUUAGAAAGAAAACUUGAAGGUUUCCUCGGAGUUUCUUAAGCCAAAAUGUGACUCAUCGAAUAUUGAAUAGUUACGAAAUACCAGGAUUUUUAUCAUUGUGGUAGAUGAUUGCANCCACUCGAAAGUAAAAUUCAUAUCUUCGCGCCACUGUGUAAUAUCCUCUAUAUAUACACGUCAUGCAGAAAACACAACCCAGACAUAUAUGCACUGUGUUUUAAUAGACUUAUUUAAAGUGUUAUUAUAACUUAAAAAACUAUUAUUUUAAUGUAAAUAAUACAAUGUCACUACAUGUAUGAAACUUGCUGCGAGGUCAAUUUUGAAGCAUGCUAGGUUUACACUACUUACUCCGUACUUAAAAUGCAAUUUAUUUUCUAGCUUACAAUAAUCUUUUCCAAAAUGCAUUGUGUGGUUGCUUAUUAUUUUGAGGUGCACUGUGAUGAGCAGGUAGGUAAUUAAACAUAGGCACGUUAAACGUGCAUGAGCUAUUUUGAAUGCUUCAGUGUAACUUUAAUGCUUCUGUUUAACUUUACCAAGAGUGAUGAAUCUACCUCUUUCAUCCUAAAUGUAGCUUGGGUUUUUGUGCGAAAUUGCGUAUUGCGGUACAUAAAUGAAAACGCGAAACGCUCAGCUGAGUCGAUCCUCAAGCUAUAUAUUCACUUUCCUCUGUCUUUCCCUGUUACAUCUGGUGCAAGUUAAACAAAUCGUUAAAGUGAAAUAAAUUUCUACUCACCAAACGUUGAUUAGAAAGAAAACUUGAAGGUUUCCUCGGAGUUUCUUAAGCCAAAAUGUGACUCAUCGAAUAUUGAAUAGUUACGAAAUACCAGGAUUUUUAUCAUUGUGGUAGAUGAUUGCAUCAUCAUAAUUCACAAGGUUUUCACGUGCAAUUCUACUCAGUGAAACAGUCUUUAACUCCGACAACUUAUUUCUUCAUGUUUUAAAAGCUAUUGCUUCUCAAAAUACAAGAGCCUUUUUUAAGGCAUUGGUUACAAAACGAAACAGAUCUUCAUACGUCCAAGUUACUAUUUAUCAUUGUGAAAAGCCAAUCUGCAUGAGAUGUACAAUCACACAGCUGGCAUGUGAAAGUGUUGGACUUUGCCCCCUUUCGUGGUUCAUACGUGAGGGAAUUCGAGUUAUCACACAGUAAACUAGCUGAGUAAACAGAAUUAUAAAAAUAACUCACGCACACAAUUUGCACGUGAAGAUGUUGGUCUUUCGCCCUUUUACAAUUCGUACGUUAAAAAAAGGCAGAUUCUUUACUACAAAAUUUUGUCAAACGAUUUUGAGAAAUCACCUCGGCUUCAUUAUAACAUCUGCAAUUAAAUUAUGUUUCAUGCAACGUCAAGGUUGAUAACCUAACAUUUAUUAACAUUUGUGAAACAGUCUUUAACUCCGACAACUUAUUUCAUCAUAUUUUAAAAGCUAUUGCUUCUUAAAAGACGAGCCUUUUUUAAGGCAUUGGUUACUAAAUGAAACAGGUCUUCAUACGUCCAAGUUACUAUUAUUGUUGUGAAAAGCCAAUCUGCAUGUGAUGUACAGUCACACAGCUGGCACGUGAAAGUGUUGGACUUUGCCCCCUUUCGUGGUUUGUACGUGAGGGAAUUCGAGUUAUCACACAGUUAUCUAGUAAACAGAAUCAUAAAAAUAACUCAUGAACACAAUUUGCAUGUGACGAUGUUGGUCUUUGGCCCUUUCACUUUGUACGUAAAAAAGAGGCAAAUUGUUUUACUACAAAAUUUUCUUAAACGAUUUUAAGAAAUCACCUCGGCUUUAUGACAACAUCUGCAAUGAAAUUAUGUUUCAUACAAGGUCAAGGUUGAUAGCCUAACAUUUAUUAACUUCCAAGAAAAUUAUCAAACUGCCGAAAUAUAUUUCUACUUAUAUCAUGAUUAUUGUGUCAGCUAGCUUCCUCCAAUUUUAUUCCCUAACGCCACUGUUUCUACUUAAGUUACGCAUCUUUACUAAAUAGAACGAAAAAAGGUCGGUUGAACUUUGUAACCGAGAAAAUAAUAUUUUUAAAGCUUGUUUACAGGAUUAACAAUACUCGAUACAGCUUUCAAAAAAAUAAGCUGCCUUUUAAACUUCUAAAACCACAUUUUAUAGGGCGCAUACUUUCGAAUUAAAGUCUAUAUCUAAAUAUCAAUUUUGGCUUCAUUGGAAGAGAUUUGAAAAUAUAUUAUCUUUUAUACUCUAACCAGUUGUAGCAGGUGAAACAGAACUCACACUGACGUGCGUUGUACCGAUAGCCGAAUUAGGUCAGAAAUGCCUCGAAUCAGCAUCCACACUUAAAUAUGAACCCUUAAACAGCUGCAUCACUGUUCACAGCGUUUAAAUCAUGAAGAUAUUUUAUGUAAUGCUUCCAAACACCUGUACCCGCAAUAAAAGACGAAAAAAUUGUGAAGGAUCAAGAUGGCGGUCUCAAAGUGCCCUUGUUCGACCUUUACCAAUGCCAUGUUUAAAUAGAUGCCAAGAUCUCAUUGGUUCGUAAGCAUCAACUCAUUGUACCUUCAACCUAAUUGGCUCUUGCAACAAACAUCCCAACAUACAAAGCCACAAAGAUACAUAUGCUCACACCACUGACAUAUGAGCUAUUUUUUCAAAAUAGCUCAAAAAUGAUAAAAAGACUAAAUAAUGGUUAAUACUGUUUUUUCAGUUGAUUGAGAUAAUAUCAAAUUGCUCAGAUAAUAAUUAUUGGCAUCAUCUUCUUCAGACAUAUGAUUCAUGGAAGGACAAAUGGCUGCGAUUUCAAGAAGCUUUACCAGAAUUUAGUUGGCUAAAAGAAUUAAGAGACAGUUUGCCAGAUUUUUCCAACACUUUUGCAGGAGGUACGGCAUUUAUUUAAGAUGACAAUAUAAAUAACUGAAAAUCAAAGGAAUCCGUUACGUACUAUCCUAUACUAAAACCCAUGUCAUAUGUUACCUUACUGUAGUACUACAUGUAUCUUACUAGUUUUUAAGUAUCAUGUGUUGCAUUUACUUUACUAGCUGUACAGCUGUAGUACACACCAGACAAAGCUAUCUAAACCAAGUACAUAGUAGAGAAACCCAGAAAAAGAACUAUAUUUGAUGAUACCCAAACUUCAAACUUACUUUAUUAUACAUAGUAGACCAGAGUGUAGAUGGGUAUUAAAAGGUUCUUGAUUUUUGUGGUUCCAAUAAAAGAAAAAUACCUGUACAACUGUCUAUGGGGACAGGCUUUUAGUCAGACAUUGAAAACUGGCCAUCCAGAAGGCAUGUUUACCCAUAAAAUUAUGAGAUUAAGUUAAUUUUCCGUGUAUUUCUUCCAAAAAUGGUCAUCCAUAGAAUAGCAAAACACCCUUCUGGUUAAAACCUUAUAUGGAGAAAUAGUGGUAACUCCAUAGUUUACCUUGUGGUCGGCAAAAAGGCCUGGCGCUUCACUGGUGGAAGUACAAGUAUGUUAGAACUGGUGCAAGGUUUAUAUAUGCCAUGGAUUAAAUGAUUUUAAAAGUUUUGUGGUGCAUGUAUGGCAUAGCAAAAGGAACCAGAAGUUGGAAUUAAAAGCCGUGUUGACUGGUACUGAGGUUGAAGAUCCGGUGCAUCUCCAGGAACCGCCCCCAAAAUUUGGUGGAAAGCAUCAUUGAUGGAGUGACCAGCUGUGUUACAAUGCUUAGCAACAGGGAACCCAGUGCAAGUUUCUUAACACCUCAAGCUCGCCAAAUCAUUGUCUCUGUGUAUGUUACAGGUCAAACUUAUAUUCAGGUUAAGAUUUUUUAACAUACACUGUCGGUUAAUCUUCAUUUUUUUUGUCUCCUAGCCCUAAUCCUUGAAUAAUUAGGGCCAUGAGACAAAGGAAAAUAAAGAUCAACCCAGGCUACAAAAUUUUAACCUGAAUUUAAUUUUGACCUGAACAUGUACACCCAGUUUCACUGAUGUACAGGGCCCAGUUGUUCGAAGGCCGAUUAGUGCUUAACCCAGGGUUAAAUUUAACGCGAGUUUCUUUUUCUUUUGUUCAAAAACAUUUUCUUGGUAGUUUUUUCUCUUAUUUUGAAGAGCAUUCAAUCAUCAACUUCUUGAUAAAAAGAAUUAAACUGAAUUUACUUUUCAAGCUUUGUUAUCUGAAUUCAAAUUUCGCACCAACCCUAGGUUAUCUUAACUCAGCUUUGAACAACCCGACCCAGAACUGUAGAUAGCAUGGCAAUGGCAACAGGAGAUAAAGUAAACUUAGCCUGAAGUUUUGCAAGAAAAGUCCUUCCUGAUCACAGAAAAUAAUUGCCUGAAUGCUCUUUUGUGCAACUUAUACUUCCACUGAUGAAGGCCCCAGGCCCCAACAUUCGGACAGCAAAACAAUCUGUAACAUGACCCUUCUUUCCAUAUUUUUUUUCACUUUAAAGGAAUAUAUGCAUGCGAAAUAAUCUGACUGUUUUUGUUUGUCUACCUAUGAUAAUGUAAUUUAUUCUGAAUUUUUUGUUGUUGUUUUCUUUUUUUUUUUUCUUUUUUGCUUAUUAUUGCUCUUUGUAUAAGUAAAUAUAUUAUUUAUUAUUUUGCUGUCAGGCUUUUUUUGGGUUUAUUUUCUUUUGCUUUGCUUGUUUUUCAAUUAAUUUAAACAUUAACUACACUUUAGGCACAGAAGCUACUCGUGGUCUUGUUGACAAUUUGAAAGAAUUUGUGGAUAGUUUUUGGAAUGCAGGUACAGUAAGCCUUUCUCGUAAUAAUUUACAGAAUAUUCACGCAUGUUUCAAUGUAAAAACUGAACUCAUUUGAGACCACUGGUAGUUUUGCAGUUGCUUUUAUUUUAAAGAAAGCAAUAUGAUGUUGCUCUUUGUGUCUGCCUAGUGAUGGUUUGAAUUCAUUAUAAAUUAGUAAACCUCUUUUUCAUCUUCGUCCCAGAAGUCAGCCCUCCUGUGGUGUCAGCGGCUAUUAAAGCAGAAAAUGGUGAGAAGUUGUCCACACCAAGAAAAACACCAAUGGAAAAAGUUCGUACAACUCUAUCUUUGCUGUUACUUGCAGAAUGUAUUGUAUUUCUAAUCUAAUGACUAUAGGUAUUGUUAGAUCAUUGGUUAAAGAAUAUUAUUUGGCUCUUCCUUUUUACAGAUGCAAGAACGACUGGAGAAAUCUCAAGAAGAGCUAAUUGAAAUGCAGGUAAGAUAAUUAAUUUUUUGUUACAUUUGAGAUCUAUUAAACAAUUUUUGGAUGAGGUUUUUGUGAUAUUUUGGGAAUAAUCAAGGUCAAGGUAAGCGUUAUCUACCUUGGCCUUCAGCCUGGCUGAUACACCAUCGCAAGGAACCAAUUUGACGUUGCUGUUGGAAAUUAUGCAUUGCACGCACAACCUACAGAUUAGUCAGUUAUCUGUGAGCAGAUAACUAACUAAUCUGUACAUGUAGGUUGUGCUGAUUUCUAAAAUUUUCUAUAGGAUCUUAGGCAAUGAGGAGACAGAUAGUGAGUACAAUGUAUAAUAAUUUAUGUUAUUUGACGUAAUAAAUAAAUUUACAAGCUUUUACAUUGAUUCUACAUGUAUAAACCAUAAUAACAGUUACACUGUAAUAAAAGUAAGUCUACAAUGUUUUCCUUGAUAUAGCAAAGAUAUCAACGAGAGAUAGAAAAGCUUGAACGUGACAACCGUGAACUAAGAAAGCAAGUCAUCAUUCUUAAGGGUGACAGUGUGCCAACACCACGCAAGAUUAAGGUAAAUUGAAAUCUCCUUUCUAGCCUUGACCACACCCUGAAACCUGAAUCCUGAAAGAUGAACAAUUUGCUACCUUAAAUCUUGUCAUGUUCUUAUUAAAUUAAUACAAGCUAUGUAGCUAUCAUAAAAAUAUGUAAGCUGUCAUGGAAGUCUGCUAUUCUAAUUCAUUUGCUUAAUCAGGAAAAACCCUUUUUUGCAUUUAUGUACAUUGAACAAACUUAAUUUGGGUAAUUAUGUGAUUUUCAUCACCAGUUUCACUCUUCAUUGAGCCUUAAAUGGAGGAUUGUCUUUUUCAUGUAGUCCCAUAAAAAACUUAAAACUGCAGCAUAAUUUUAAAAGGAGUCAAUAUUUUGCCGAUUAGACUGAAGUGAAAAAUGAGAAUGUGAAACUUUUUCAAAAUCACUGUUUGAUGUGUAACAAAAUUUUAUUGUUUUCCUUAGAAAUCUUUGAUUGACAUGUAUUCUGAUGUGUUGGACCUUCUAUCAGAGUAUGAUGCAAGUUACAACACGACUGAUCAUCUCCCAAGGGUAUGUUUAUAGUGGUUGAGCAUGGAUGUAAGCUUUGGAACGACUGCACCUUAUCUUUUAAUGUGGCUAAAUGGGGUUUAGGCUAAGUUAAACAUGAAACAAUGCUGGCCAGAGGUUUCUCCCAGGGCUGGUGUGUGUGUGUGAGGGGGAGGGGGGGGGGGGGGGGCCCCUGGGGGGGUUCCACGGUUUUUACCGUGGGGUUACAGAUUAAAGCUUUUUUUGUAUUCUUGUCUCUCUAUCGGGGCGUUUUUCUCUUUUUUUUUCCCCCCCCCUUCCCCCCCCCUUCUGCUGUGGUGAGUGGGGGGAGAGUUUUUUUUUUCACUUUUUUUUUACUGUCCGUGGGGUGGGGGGGGGGGGGGGGGGGGGGGGGGGGGGGGGGGGGGGGUGCCUGCAGGGGCUUCACAUGCUUUACAGCUUGGCUUCAGAUGUCAAGUCAUUUUGCAUUCAUGUCUCGCUAUCGGGCAGUUUUUCGCUAGUUUUUUAGCCCCAGCCUUCCCAUCCCUCUUAGCUUGGUAAGUGUGUGGUAAGUAUCUUAGUUUCCACUGUUUUUUCAGUGCCUGGUGGCUGCCGCUCACAGGGUUGUCAUGGAUACCCUACACAUUCGGCUUGGUGUUAUUUUUGGCUCCACCUUCCUUUCAGGCACCAUUCCCCAAGCUCAUCUAUUGUUGAUGGGUUUAAAUAGCCUUGAAGUAAAAUAUUUGGCCACAACAAGUUCAAUAACUUCAUUAAAAAAUAAAAACAAAGAAAUUAAUACUGAUUGAAAGGCAGGGGGCAAAUAAUUUUGUCCACCAAUUCUAAAAAUGUUAGUCACAAUUCAUUGCAAUUUUCGUGGUAUCUUUUUUUCAGGUUGUAGUAGUUGGUGAUCAGAGUGCUGGUAAAACAAGUGUUUUAGAGAUGAUUGCGCAGGCUAGAAUCUUUCCAAGGUCAGUUGCUGGAGAUGGCUUUGCGACUUGAUCUGCCUCUGGAUACACCACUGUCGCUGUCAUCACUAUAGUCAUUAGGGAGUUUUAGCAUCGACGAUGGCUACGACAGCAAAAUCAUCACUUUUAAAAUGACUUAGCGUUUUUCAAACUUUAUCGCAAAAUGAAAAUGUCUAAUGUAGGUAAAUUUCUCUGGAGUUGAUUUCUUGGGGACCCACUUAAGUUUAGAAAGAGAAAGAAAAUUUUCCUGUCUCUUGUUUAUUUCCUCCAUAAAACGUGAAAUUAGGCAUUUUCACGUCCUAGUCAUGGAGCAAUGGGAAAGAAAUGUACAAAAAAGCGUGAUGCAGGUGCAAACUUGAUGUUUCGUUUAAUAAACCCAUAGCUGUUUUGACGUUCUUGUAGCUGUCACUGUCCUUGUUGCUAAAACUCCCUAUUGCAUCAUUCUCGCCAUAACGCUCAUCAUCAUUAUCAUCAUCAUUACCAUUGUCAUUGUCCUCCUCUUCGCCAUUAUCAUCGCCAUCAUCAUAUUCAAUAUUUCAAUCAUCAUCAUUAUCAUCAUCGUAUCAUCAUCAUUAUUGUAUGUUUGUCAUGUUUUUUGUCUGCAUUUGUGGCAAGAAUCCUUCUCAAAAUGGGUUGUGCAAAUUUUUCAUUAUUUAAACCACAAUAGAAUGCAGCCUUACAAAUUACAUGUUACUAUCCUUAAGAACAAUUCUCUGUAACAUUUGAGCAAAGUGGGAAAUAAAAAAUUUUGACCCCUCUCCCCUCAAAUUUUGCAUGCAAUUAGAUAUUGUGGGGGCAUGUUUAAAAAUGCAGUUUGUUCGGGUUGCUACUUACUACUACUAUUGUUGUCAACAAUAAAGUAGUAACCUGAACAAAGUGCAUUUUUAAACAUCCCCCCCCCUCACAAUAUCUAAUUGCUUACAAAAUUUUAGGGAGGGGGGGUCAAAUUUUUCAUUUCCCACUUUGCUUGUCUGUUACAGAGAAGUGCUCUCAAGUCUUUCUCAGCAACUGUAAAUUAGCAUCUUUUUUCAUCUCCUUGUGGUUGAAUUUACAAAGUGGUUUUUAUUUCUUAUGUUCAGUGAUUUACCCCACCCAUCAAUUUAUUUUGUGCUAUCACACUUGCUUAAGGAAAAUAAUAUAAAAUACAGAAAUCUAUCUAACAAUACAUUCCCUUAUGCUUUUAUAACUCUUUGUGUUGGCCUGAAAUUCAUCCGAUUACUUCGAGUUGUUUUCUCCUCUCAACAACGUCUGAAUCGACUGGCCGUUAAUGCCAUCCAGUGACAUCACUCACUACCCUAAAACCGAUUGAUUGGUUGUCUAAACAUUUGCAUAAUUAUGUAUAAUUGUGAAAAAUUUUAGCGGGAUUGUCGCUUGCUAUUCAGCGGAUCGCAUGCCUGGCAUUCUUUCGUUUAGUUCAAACAUUUUGAUAACCUUAAUCUUUAUCUUAAACAGCAAAAUUGCCCUUGUCUUCGAAACUGAAAUGCUAAAUUGAACUGCGAAUGAAGAAUCAUUGUGGAGAGUCGGUAGUUUUUUCAUUUAGAGCCGCUUUGUGUUUUCGGCAGCCGGGGAUUUUGUUUACGCAAAGUUUUCUGAGAUCAAUGUUAUAAUUCGACCUUCUUGCUAUUUUUACCGUCAAGUGUAAUGAUUCUGUUAGCUUUUCUUUCUUGUCUCCUUGUUUUUUUUCUUCGUUAAGGACCAUAUAGCUUCUUUUCAAUUAAAGCAAAUCAUUGUGUUUUUGAACUAAGUGUUCCGUGUGUGUGUUUAUUUCAUUGCGUGAUUGCGACCGAGUUUGAUUGUAGAAUUUAGUACAAACGGUUCGGAAAAAAUAAAGCAGUUCUGUAUCAUGCAGACAUUUCCAAACGAUAUUUCUCGGUUUGCCUCUUGAAAAUCGUGUUUUACUUUUUGCAUGAAUUAAAGCAAAGGUCAAGGAGUAGUGACGUCACUGGACAGCAUUAAUGGCCGGUCGAUUCAGAUGUUACUGAGGGAGUAAUAACGACUCUAAGUAAUCAGAUGACAUUCAGGCUAUCUUUGUGUUUCUUGCUAGUAACGUGGCAGUAAUACUUAAACCAGUUUAUUUAUAGAAGGUAUAAAUUCAUUUGCAGAGGUUCAGGGCAGAUGAUGACUCGAGCACCUGUUAUGGUAAAUAAUUGUUUCCAUUUUUUGUUAGGCAGGACUGUCACUAACAUUUCAACUUACUGGAGAAUUGAACAACUAGGAAGUUCUUUUGGUCUUAUGUUCCUUUUGUUGCCUAUUAAAGUAACCAUGCGUGGUGCUUAUAGUAGCUGGGCAGGUACCUAUCCCCUGGACCUUAGUGUCAGCCCAGUAGAUAACAGUGGGACCCGGUUAAUACAGCCACCAUUGGGCCCAAAAAAAAUUGGCUGUAUUAACGUGGUGGCCGUAUUAAUGAGGGCUUUUUUACAAGAAAAUGUAUGGUGGUUUUUGCCAGGCAGCAAAAAAAAAGGGCCAUAGUAAUGAGGUGGCCAUAAGGCGGGGUUCCACUGUAUCUCAUUGGUCAUCCAUAAUUUUUAACUGCCGCCUGAUUAGCUCAGUUGGGAGAGUGCCGGUCUGCUGAGCUGGAGGUCGCGGGUUCAAACCCCGGCCAGACCAACACUUAGGGUCUUUCUUUAGAAGAAAGUGCUGCCUUUGUAAUGUCAUCUGCAAAUGGUUAGACUUUCUAGUCUUCUCGGAUAAGGACGAAAAACCGUAGGUCCUGUUUCACAGCACUUUCACUGAUCUGUUCUUGUGGGACGUAAAAGAACCCACACUACUGUUCGAAAAGAGUAAGGGACAGAGACCCCCGUGGUGUGGCCAACCUUUAUGGGUUGUGGGAUUGGGUAGGGAUGGCACCUUGCAUGGGACCUAUGAGUCCUGUUCGUGCCUGUUCCGUCUGGGUAGGCCUGUGUCCAGAAAAGCUUGUAAAACAAAACAAUAAAACAAGUAAUCGUAUUUCUUAAUAAUCUAAACCAAAGUUGUGAGGAAGUCCUGGAUGUCACAGUUCUGAAAAAAAUUAAAAGAAGAGAUAGAGCAGCUAAAAAAUAUUAUGCCAUGCCAAGUGUAGAAAUGAAUUUUCUAUAUUUUUUUAGUACGCCUGAACAACGUACUUAGCUUCUUAGCUUGUAUUGGAUUACGACUUUGAGAUGGACGCUUUAUAAGUCUGACAAACUGACAUGGCUUGCUGACAAGAUCAUUUGUUAUUUGCUAUUAAAAACCGGAAAGGACAUAACCUAGGUCUAUUGAAGAACUGAAUUUCGAGCUCAUUUGUUUGCAACAUGUAGAACUCUUGGCCCCGUCUGUAAUAGGCGAAUCAAGGUAUUUAUAAGGCGGAAUAAAAUGGCAACAAAUGUAGAACAUGGCCGUACUAAGUGUACUAACGUACUAAGACCGAAUUGAACUAGGAACGUAGAACACAGCCGUACCGACUGUACUAACGUGAGUAAGGCAGAAUAAACUGCCAACAUACAUAGAACGUGGGCGCACUAAGCAUACUAACGUCAGUAGGGCACGGUGCCUCUUGGUGCAGUCUGGUGCAAUUUGGUGCAACUUGGUGUAGUUUGGUGCAGCUUGGUGCAAUUUGGUGAACUUUGGUGCAGAUUGGUGCAUUCUGGUGCAGAUUGGUGCAACUUGGUACAGAGUGGUGCAACUUGGUGUAGUUUGGUGCAACUUGAUGCAGUUUGGUGCAACUUGGUGUAGUUUGGUGUAACUUGGUGCAGUUUGGUGCAACUCGGUCCAGAUUGGUGCAACUUGGUACAGUGUGGUGCAAGUUGGUGCAGUUUGGUGCAACUUGGUACAAUGUGGUGCAACUUGGUGCAGAUUGGUGCAACUUGAUGCAGAUUGUGCAACUUGGUGCAGAUUGGUGCAACUUGGUGCAGAGUGGUACAAUUUUGUGCAACUUGGUGCAGUUUGGUGCAACUUGGUGCGGAUUGGUGCAACUUGGUGCAAUUUGGUGCAACUUCGUGCAACUUGGCCAUUUUGGUGCAACUUGGUACAGUUUGGUGCAACUUGGUGCAGUUUGGUGAAACUUGGUCCAGAUUGGUGCAACUUGGUACAGUGUGGUGCAAGUUGGUGCAAGUUGGUGCAGUUUGGUGCAACUUGGUACAAUGUGGUGCAACUUGGUGCAGUUUGGUGCAACUUGGUGCAGAUUGGCGCAACUUGAUGCAGAUUGUGCAACUUGGUGCAGUUUGGUGCAGAUUGGUGCAACUUUAUGCGGAGUGGUGCAAUUUGGUGCAACUUGGUGCAGAUUGGUUCAGUUUGGUGCUGAUUGGUGCAACUUGGUACAAUGUGGUGCAACUUGGUGCGGUUUGGUGCAACUUGGUGCAGAUUGGUGUAACUUGGUGCAGAUUGGUGCAGAUUGGUGCAACUUAGUGCAGUUUGGUGCAACUUGGUGCAGAUUGGUGCAACUUGGUACAAUUUGGUGCAACUUGGUGUAACUUGGUGCAGUUUGGUGCAGUUUUGUGCAACUUGCUGCACAUUGGUGCAACUUGGUGCAGUGUGGUGCAACUUGGUGGAAGUUGGUAAAACGUGGUGCAGUUUGGUGCAACGUAAUGCAGAUUGGUACAAUUUGGUGCAACUUGGUGCAGAUUGGUGCAACUUGAUGCAGAUUGUGCAACUUGGUGCAGAUUGGUGCAACUUGGUGCAGAGUGGUACAAUUUUGUGCAACGUGGUGCAGUUUGGUGCAACUUGGUGCGGAUUGGUGCAACUUGGUGCAAUUUGGUGCAACUUCGUGCAACUUGGCCAGUUUGGUGCAACUUGGUACAGUUUGGUGCAACUUGGUGCAGUUUGGUGAAACUUGGUCCAGAUUGGUGCAACUUGGUACAGUGUGGUGCAAGUUGGUGCAAGUUGGUGCAGUUUGGUGCAACUUGGUACAAUGUGGUGCAACUUGGUGCAGUUUGGUGCAACUUGGUGCAGAUUGGCGCAACUUGAUGCAGAUUGUGCAACUUGGUGCAGUUUGGUGCAGAUUGGUGCAACUUUAUGCGGAGUGGUGCAAUUUGGUGCAACUUGGUGCAGAUUGGUUCAGUUUGGUGCUGAUUGGUGCAACUUGGUACAAUGUGGUGCAACUUGGUGCGGUUUGGUGCAACUUGGUGCAGAUUGGUGUAACUUGGUGCAGAUUGGUGCAGAUUGGUGCAACUUAGUGCAGUUUGGUGCAACUUGGUGCAGAUUGGUGCAACUUGGUACAAUUUGGUGCAACUUGGUGUAACUUGGUGCAGUUUGGUGCAGUUUUGUGCAACUUGCUGCACAUUGGUGCAACUUGGUGCAGUGUGGUGCAACUUGGUGGAAGUUGGUAAAACGUGGUGCAGUUUGGUGCAACUUAAUGCAGAUUGGUACAAUUUGGUGCAACUUGGUGCAGAUUGGUGCAACUUGGUGCAGUUUGGUGCAACUUGGUCCAGAUUGGUGCAACUUGGUACAGUGUGGUGCAAGUUGGUGCAAGUUGGUGCAGUUUGGUGCAACUUGGUACAAUGUGGUGCAACGUGGUGCAGUUUGGUGCAACUUGGUGCAGAUUGGCACAACUUGAUGCAGAUUGUGCAACUUGGUGCAGUUUGGUGCAGAUUGGUGCAACUUUAUGCGGAGAUGUGCAAUUUGGUGCAACUUGGUGCAGAUUGGUUCAGUUUGGUGCUGAUUGGUGCAACUUGGUGCAGUUUGGUGCAACUUGGUGCAGAUUGGUGUAACUUGGUGCAGAUUGGUGCAAUUUGGUGCAGAUUGGUGCAACUUAGUGCAGUUUGGUGCAACUUGGUACAGUUUGGUGCAACUUGGUGUAACUUAGUGCAGUUUGGUGCAACUUGGUGCAGAUUGGUGCAACUUGGUACAGUUUGGUGCAACUUGGUGUAACUUGGUGCAGUUUGGUGCAGUUUUGUGCGACUUGCUGCACAUUGGUGCAACUUGGUGCAGUGUGGUGCAACUUGGUGCAAGUUGGUAAAACGUGGUGCAGUUUGGUGCAACAUAAUGCAGAUUGGUACAAUUUGGUGCAACUUGGUGCAGAUUGGUGCAACUAGGUGCAGUUUGGUGCAACUUGGUACAGUGUGGUGCAAGUUGGUGCAAGUUGGUGCAGUUUGGUGCAACUAGGUACAAUGUGGUGCAACUCGGUGCAGUUUGGUCCAACUUGGUACAGAUUGGUGCAACUUGAUGCAGAUUGUGCAACUUGGUGCAGAUUGGUGCAACUUGGUGCAGAGUGGUGCAACUUGGUGUAGAUUGGUUCAGUUUGGUGCAACUUGGUGCAGACUGGUGCAACUUGGUACAAUGUGGUGCAACUUGGUGCAGUUUGGUUCAACUUGGUGCAGAUUGGUGUAACUUGGUGCAGAUUGGUGCAACUUGGUGCAGAUUGUGCAACUGGGUGCAGAUUGGUGCAACUUGGUUCAGAGUGGUGCAAUUUGGUGCAACUUGGUGUAGUUUGGUGCAACUUGGUGCGGAUUGGUACAACUUGACGGCAAGUGGUGCAACUUGGUGCAACUUGGUGCAACUUGGUGCGGUUUGGUGCAACUUGGUACAGUUUGGUGCAACUUGGUGCAGACUGGUGCAACUUGGUGCAGACUGGUGACUCUUGGUGCAGUUUGGUGUAACUUGGUGCAAAUUGGUGCAGAUUGGUGCAAGUUGAUACAGUUUGGUGCACCUUGGUGUAACUUGGUGCAGUUUGGUGCACAUUGGUGCAUUUUGGUGCAGAUUGGUGCAACUUGGUGAAGUGUGGUGCAACUUGGUGCAGAUUGGUGCAACUUUGUACAGUUUGGUGCAACUUGGUGCAGUUUGGUGCACAUUGGUGCAACUUGGUGCAGAUUAGUGCAACUUGGUGCAGUGUGGUGCAACUUGGUGCAGUGGGUGCAACUUGGUGCAGUUUGGUGCAACGUGGUGCUGUUUGGUGCAACGUGGUGGAGAGUGGUGCAAUUUGGUGCAACUUGGUGCAGAUUGGUGCAACUUGGUGCAGUUUGGUGUAACUUGGUGCAGUUUGGUGCAGUUUGUGUGCAAUUUAGUGCACAUUGGUGCAUUUUGGUGCAACUUGGUGCAGAUUGGGAGAAUUUUGUGCAACUUGGUUAAGAUUGGUGCAACUUGGUACACAGUGUUGCAAUUUGGUGCAGUUUGAUGGAACUUGUUGCAGAUUAGUGCAACUUGGUGCAAUUUGGGGCAACUUUUUGCAGAUUGGUGCAACUAGGUGCAAUUUGCUGCAGCUUUGUGCGACUUGGUACAGAGUGGUGCAACUUGGUGCAGAUUGGUGCAUAUCGGUGCAGUUUGGUGGAACUUGGUGCAGUUUGGUGCAACUUGGUGCAGUUUGGUGCAUUUUGGUGCAGUUUGUUGGAACGUGGUUUAGUUUGGUGCAACUUGAUGCAGUCUGGUACACCUUGGUGGAGAUUGGUUCAACUUGGUGGAGUUUGGUGCAGAUUGGUGCAACUUUGUACUGAGUGGUGCAACUUAGUGCAAGCUUUUAGAGUAUUCAGUUUAUGUUGCUCAUACUCUUCUCUUGCGUCACCUGCAUUAACCUGCUAACCAAGCGACCAAUAUGCACCAAACUGCAACAAGUUGCACCGGUCUGCAGCAAGUUGCAUAAAAGUGCAGCAAGUUGCACCAAACUUCUUCCGAAUAUAUAUGGAUUUAAAAAGAAAAUUGCUGUAAAAUAUGAAACGGAAAAAUAUAUAAGUCUGCAUAGUAAAAAACAAAGGAUUUCUUUGAAGCUAAAUGGAUAGUGUCGCCUCUUGUAAAUGCUUAACUAUUUAAAGGUUUUAAUAAGCAUCCACAUUUCUAGUUUGUUUGAAUUUUAUUCUUUUUCUUUUUUUUUUUUGGUUACCGUCUAUUGUUAGUGAUAUUGGUUUUUUUUGUAUUUUAUUAUUAGUAUUAGUAAUAUUAGUUGUAACAUUAUAAUUAUGUAGGUAAGUAACUUAUUUGCUGUAUUAAUAUCAAUUUGUUUCAAUAAAGAAUUAUAUUAAAAAAAAAAAAAGUUGCACCAAACUGCACCAAAUUGCACCAAUCUGCACCAAGUGGGAGUAUGUUCGCCCAUAUAAUCAUGCUCAACCCACUUAUGAAAUGACUCCUUGGUUGAAACCUUUUAGAGUAUUCAGUUUACGUUGUUAAAACUCUUCUCGUGCAUCGCUAGUAAAGGACAACAGAAGGUCAAGAUUGUGUUGAUAAAAACACCAAAACACCGUUUCCCCUCAAGGUUUGGUUCAAAUUCUUUCAGUGCUAUGAAAACGAUUUUGGCCUGUGGCCAUAAUUGGCUAGCAAUGUAACAUUUUUGACCGAAAAAGGGUUGUAAUUUUUUUUCUUAUUAACCCUUUUAGGCUGCAGCAGCGACAUAUUAGGGAAAACUGUAUCGAAAUAGCUUAAACAGGGGAUUUGAAAGCUCUUGACCGCAAGUGUGCUGACAGUGCAUAUUUUGUUAACGCGGCCAUAUUCGCGAUAUAAGUUAGCAUUUUUUAGCCUUGAAAACGUUAUUGAUGCCCUAAAUACGGCCAUGUUCUCAAAAAGGUGGCAUUUAUUUUUCGGAGUUAGUACGUUAGUAUACUUAAUACGGCCAUGUUUUACAUAUGUUGGUAUUAAAUUUGGCCUUACUCUGUUUGCACGCUUAGUACAGUCGUGUUCUACAUAUGUUUGUAUUUUAUUUGACCUUCGUUCGUACGCUUAGUACGGCCAUGUUCUAUGUAUCUUGUUAUUUUAUUCGGUCUUAGUACGUUAGUACACUUAGUUCAGCCACGUUCUAUGUAUGCUGGUCAAUUAUUUGGCCCUAGUACGGCCAUGUUUUUUGUACGUUAUGACGGUCAGUACUGCUGUGUUCUACGUUUUUUGGCAUUCAAUUAGUCUUAGUACGUUAGUACCCUUAGUAAGGCUAUGUUCCAUUCCGCCUUGUUCUCGUUGGUAUGCUUAGUACGGCCAUGUUCCAUUUUCAUCCGCAUGUAUGCAUGGCUUUUGUGGGCUUUGUCAGUCAUGUUUUACGUCUAUCAAUUAGUGUUUUCAUAAGUUUUACAGCAAACACAGAGCACAGAAUAAAGCAAAGACAACUGAUAAAUAAAAAUAUGCAGUGACUUUACGCUUCACGCCCUCUUCACGCUUAACUUUCUGGAGUAGUAAGUAAAGACAUCAGAAUCCAGUAUACAUUGAGUUCAAUAAACUAAAAAAUAACUCACUAAAUUCCAAUUCCCCUAUCAGGCGUACUAUGCAAAAAAAAGAAUAGAAAGAGGUGCCUAGAACUCACAGCAUAUGUUCUUUUCACAUGAACAGCAAACACCUACUUAAGAUAGAUUUGUAACUGUAUCUUCUUUUGUUUAAGGUAACAUUGAGUGAAGGGCCAAACCACAUGGCUCAGUUUAAAGGGAGCUCUCAUCGAUAUGACCUUACUCAAGAAGAUGAGGUACAUGUUGCAACUUACAGAAGCAAGUAAUUUGAAUUCCCCAAAAAAUUUCACUUUCCCUUAAGGUAAUUCAAGAACAGAAUUCACUAGCCUGAUAACAAAAUUCACUAGCCUCGGGCUAUCGGACACAACUUUCUUUGGUUGCACACUAGAAAUGAGAGGGGGUGAACUUAUAAUUUACCAAGGUGGUGUUAAAUGUUGUGAGAAAUGAGGAGAAUGGUAGGGGAAAAGGGCGGAAGUAGGACUGAGGUGCUCAUCGCUAGCACAUGGAUGGUAAGGUGGGCAGAAAAUGAAGACCUAGAAACAAAGAGUGGUUAGAGUGACUGUUAAGCUGAUUUUGAGGGGAAGGGCAUCUUUCCUACUUUACUCGGGGUUCUGUAAAAAACUAGCCCCUGGUCAAAUCUGUUGAUAAUUGAAGAUCUUGUUGUUCCUUGCACAGCAUAUGCUGAGAUAGCUGUUUUGAACUAUUUUCAAGUGAUUUUGAGGGGUUCUUUGUUUUUGAGUCUUUGGUCUUUGGCCUUUGUUUUGUACCCACCCAGUAGAUGUGAGCUGUGUAAUGUUUGUACUCUUUCAGCUUAGAGCCCUCCGACAAGAAAUUGAAAUUCGAAUGCGGAACAGUGUAAAACGUGGACAAACAGUUAGUGGAGAGGUAGGGUUUUUUUUAUAAAUAACUUUUCAUGUAAUUGCUAAUAAGCUUACAGUCUUGCUGCGAGGCUUAGAGACCCAUUUGUGAGGUAGAGUAAUUAUUGUUUGUUAUUUUAUAUCCUUAUCUUCCAGGUAAUAUCACUUAGUGUGAAAGGGCCAGGACUUCAUCGGAUGGUGUUAGUUGAUCUUCCAGGAAUUAUUGGGGUUAGUUUUCCAAUAAUAUAUGUACAUACAGUUGAUUGGCUUUCUCUUAAAGCUAGAUUAAGUUUUUGCUUGUAGUAAAGCAUUUGUAUUGUUAAAAUACAUUCGAAGCUCUCCUUUUGACCACUCACGUAAGCGACCAGCUCAAGUUACGACCACCUUUGUGAAACCUCGUUUGAACUGUGACUUCAACUUUGUAGUGAAAAGCUCUGGUAAGUGACUGCGACCAUUUUUGGGAUUACUCACCGGAACUUUUCCUUUGUUUUUUAGCUCUCGUAGCCGACCACCCUAAAUUAUUUUACCAUGCGGUCCCUUUUGAGAGCUUCGACUGUAACUGAUUUAAGAAUUUUUCUUUUGCAGACAGUCACGGCUGGGAUGGCAGAAAACACCAGGGGUGAUAUUGUAGAAAUGAGCAGGUACAUAUUUUAUAUAUUCAUGCAGGGUUACUGCCUCCUCUGCAGGACUUCCCAAGGCUCAGUGGGGAACACGCGAGAGCUGGAGACAAGCGAGAAGCGCGAGAGGGGGAUGAUGAGAACGAGCGUAGAGCACAAGCUUUUUCUCCCCUUCUCACUACUCCCUUCGUCCCCUCCCGCUUUCCCGUAAAAAUCAACUCAAAAUAUCCCCAAAAAUUCAUCGCGAGCGACUGAGGACGAGGUUACAAAUAUUUUUUCUCAUCUUUUUUAAGAAAAGACGUCUGCAUGCGCAGGUGCGCAAAUGCAGUGCAGGCGUUUUCUUCGAGCGUGCGAAUCUUUUAGCUCCCUAAAGGUUGAUUUCCACUGACGCGUUUUUGGCUACUCACGUUAACGCACGUAAAUUUUAAUCACCUAAAUAAAAUAGAGGCAACAUAAAAAGUGCUGAGCUUAAACAAAAAGUUGAGCGAGUUUCAACUUUUACGCUUACGAGCGACCUUUCAUGCAUUGGCUCUAUUUUAUUUGUGAACGUAAAUUUUACGCACAUACGCACGUAAAAAUUACGCGACACUGGAAAUCAACCCUAAUGGUUGCUAUUUCUAUUCUUUUCAACCUUCCUGUGUCAUAAAAUCAAAGAUGGUGGCUACAACAACAAACAUAAAGAAGUUACUAUAGUUUUCACCGACCCAAAACACGCCUGCUCUACAGGCUAGAAAACAUUAUGCAAGACAUGAGAAUUUUUGUGAAAAUCUUUGUCUCCGCAACAGAAUUUUGUCGCAGUAACAAGACACGGAAAAUCAAACCGGACUGAAUUUGUGCGACUUGUUGCGGCGACAAAAUUCUGUUGCAGAGACAAAGAUUUUCACAAAAUUUCUCCAGUACACGCGAAGCGAUUUGUCGCCGCGAUGUGUCGGCGCAACAUGUUGGUGCAACUUGUCGCCUAGUGUGUACCGACCUUUAAAGAACGAGAUAUAUUAACACACACACUUUAUUUAACAAAAAUUAACCUUAUUUCUCUGUGCACUUCACCUGAUAAAAUUCGGGCAACAUGACUCAGCAUUUCGGGCGACAUAACUCCGGAAGAGAUGACUGUCAGGCGACUUGACCGGUUACCGUUUGCUCUGUGCUACUAAGAAUAUAGAAGAACGGUGGUGACAACAUGGAACUACACAUGGCGUAACUUAGACAUUCCAAGCCUAAAGUAGAUGUGUCUGGACCUCUUCUUAGAAGAGACCCCCUGUGGUUCGUUUCUUGUAAGCGACCACAUCCUGUAUGUGAUCAUUCAGUCUUUGUAUGUUUAUGGUCGCUUAUGGGAGGUUCGACUGUAUUGAUAUUGAUAUUAAGUUUUAUGAUAUAAUCUUAUGGUUUUUAUUUCCUAUUUUUUUGUUUAGAAAGUACAUGAAGAAUCCAAAUGCUAUCAUCUUGUGCAUACAAGGUAAGAAAAUAAAUUCUCGUAUUUUCUGGCUGAUGGUGAUCAUGACUAAAAAGAAAAGUGAAUAUUGUAUGCGAUUUGUUGUGCACAACAAAAUAAUAUGCCAAAACAAAAUAAUAAUGUAAAACCAAGUAAUCAGCACAAACAAAUAAUAGAGAUACUUCAGGGCGUGAAAUAAUUUUUUGACUGUUGCUGGUCAUGCCGAGCAGCCAAAAUAUAUUGACUGUUGUGUGGAAUUAUAAGGGGAAGGGGGAUACCCUGACUGUUGUUUAAGUCAAAAAAAGGAAACAAGCUUGCGAGAGGUACAUGGUGCUAAGUGUGCAGUUCUUAGAAAAUGAGUUUAGGGGGAACAUUUUUCGUCGACAGAUGGUGCCAUUGAUGCUGAACGAAGCAAUGUUACUGAUUUAGUGAGCAGCAUGGAUCCCGCAGGUAAGAAAAUUUCAUAUUUUGUAUUCCAUCCACUGAACCUCAAAGGUGAGUACAGUCCACUCUCUCGAAAGUGGAUACCUUUGGGGCGGCACUAAGUGCUUGUCAUAGAGAGAUUUUCAUCUUAUAGAGAGUCAAAUAAGGGGAGUAAAGAAAAGCAGGGACCAACUAUAGGUGACGGUUUUACUAAGGUGUGCUUAUCUUAUAGAGGUGUGCAAUAAGAGAAAAUCAACUGUACUUUCAAUGAAAAUCAUGCUGUUGGCAUUGAUGGAGUCAUAUGAAAAAAAUUCACUUUAUAGGGAUAGCACAGUAACUGGUAACCCAGUAGUUUUCAUUGAGUUGCCCCCAAAUGAGGACAGAACCAUAUAAUUCAAAUGAACUUAACGAGGUCAAGAAUCCCAAAUGGCAGAAGGCAAACCAGUUUUAUAUUUUACAAGCAUUUCCGAAAGGAGAUGAACUCGGGAUACCAAGAACAAAUCUAGUCAGCGGUUAUUUUAUUUAACAGGGCUGUCAUUAAGAGGCGGGAGCCGGGAAUUUCCCCCUAGCUACUAUAAACGUGGCCCCCGGCUACUUUCAAAGGAAUAUAGAAUAAAAAUAGAACCAAAAGAAAUCUCUUGCUGUUUGAUUCCCCACCUACUUUUCGUAUUUACCCGGCAACUUAAAAUCUUAGCGACAAUCCUGGGUUAAGGCGGGAAUUGAACUAUGGGCCCCAGAAUACAAUUCCAGCGCUGCCUCCCCCUAAAUUUCUGGGUUUGAAUCCUUUGAGAGCGUGGAAAGGGUCUUUUUUAGUAACCUAGAUUUCAUUUCAAGAUUUUUUGGACUUGUAAAAUUUAUUAGCAGGUGUAAAGGGACGUUAUUUUUGUUGGGUUUGCAGGAAAGAGGACUAUUUUUGUGCUGACUAAAGUUGACUUAGCUGAACAAAAUGAUGCUAACCCAAGCAGGGUAUGACUUUGUAUGCUCUUACUAAGAUCGAAAUACAGUCGAACCGCCCUUAAGCGACCACCGAAAAUGCAAAACUGAGUGGUCGCUUACGGGAGGUGCUCGUUUUCAAGAAUCGAACCACAGAGGGUCUCUUUCGAGGAGAGGUCUGAGCACAUCUACUUCAUGGAAGAUAAUUUUAUUGGAUGCAAUUUCUAAGUAACGCCAUGUGUAGUUCCAUGUUUUCUAAGUAGCAUAGUGCACACAGCGAAAAUAGAGACAAGAGAAUGCGUCAAGUGGUCCCUUACAAGAGGUUAAAAACAAUGGAAAAUCAUGAACUGUCAGGCCCAAAACGUAGUCGCGGUCGCUUACAGGAGGUGAUCGUUUACUAGAGGUUCCAACUGUAAGGCUUUGACUGGGAAAAUUAUUUUAUUUUGGAUUGGCGGUCGCUUAUGGCAGGGGGAAGAAGUGGUCGUACAUGGCGGUUCAACUGUAGUGCUUAUGUGGUUUUUCGCUCCUGCAUAAAGUUUCCUUCAUAUUUCAUGGCAGUAUUAACACACUGCGAUUACAUCUUAGUAUUCUGGUCAUGAUAACAAUUUUUUGCUAAUAUUAAUGGUCCUGCAUUUCACACUGAUAUUGUAGAUAAAACAGAUACUGGAAGGCAAGUUAUUUCCAAUGAAGGCUCUGGGCUACUUUGCUGUGGUGACUGGAACUGGUAAACAAUUAAACCUCUUUAAGUGCCUGAUAGUUUGAUGUCUCUCCGUGAAUUUCUAGAGCGUUUAACAUAAGGAUAUGCUAAUCUGUGUUGAUUCCUCUCUGUGUGUCGCCAGGAAACACAAAUGAAGGCAUUGAUACUAUCCGAAGCUAUGAAGAGGAAUUUUUCAGACAAUCAAAGCUUUUUAAGUGAGUGUCGAAAAUACGUCAUAGAUAUGAUAGGUUUAUCGAAGUUGUGUUCAAGUCAAAAGGAAAGUAGAUAGGUAUGACAACAGCGCCACUCCCAACCAAUCAGAGCCAGGAAAAAUUGAAAAACUGCCGUAUGCAUUUUCCCGCGCUUAACACUGGUAACCUACAUUUGCCUCAAAUUCUGAUUGUUUGUUUUGAUUCUCUGUCGUUGACCUGAUUGGCUGAAUUCAAACUUUGAUUGUAGUUAUUGAAAUAUAAGGUGACAUACAUCGCCAAACAGGUGCUGCGUUUUUGAUAACAAGGCUUUCAAUUAAGUUGUUAAUGGUUAUUUUUUGUAUUUUUGCUUCUUAGGUCUGGAGUAUUCAAAGCCAGUCAGAUGACAACCCAGAAUUUAAGCUUUGCCGUUUCCCACUGUUUCUGGAAAAUGGUUCGAGAGUCAAUUGAGCAGCAAGCAGAUUCUUUCAAAGGUUUGUUGUAUUGACGCUUUACAACGGUUUCGCUACUUAUCAAAUUCGCUACGUUCGAGUUUGCUACCUAAAUAUUCGUCUCGUUGCCUAUUGGCAAAGUCCAAAACUUGCACCCUCUGAGCGGCAAGUUUUAAUGUGCUUGACUGAUUUGGUGUGUGUUCUAUUCUGUUUUAACCGUUUGUAGUAAAGACCGUGGCCAGCAGAGAUCUUUACUUCUGGCAGAUUUAAAAACUCAGUUGAAAAUUAAAUUCCUAACAACUCUGCGACCAGUCCGUCUUAUUCUUAAAAUUUACACAGGCGACUGCAGACGCGCGAGUAAGAAGGUCUGUAGAUUGGUGCAAUCGGUAGAUCCGUGGAUCGUUGGAUCUGUAGAUCAAUAGAUCAGUAGAUCUGUAAAACGCUAGUUCGGUAGAUCGCUAGAUCGGUGAAUCUGUAGAUCACUAGAUCGAUGAACCUAGAGAUCACCACAUCGCUGGAUCAGCAGAUCGCUAGAUCGGUCGACCUGUAGAUCUCUGGAUAGAUAGAUCGCUAGAUCGGAAGAUCGCUGGAUCUUUAGAUCGCUAGAUUGGUUGAUCUGUAUAUCGAUGGGUCGGUAGAUGGCCUGAUGGCUGGAUCGGUAGAUCGCUACAUCGGUGGAUCUGUAGAUCGCUGGAACGGAAGAUCGCCGGAUCGGUAGAUCGCUAGAUCGCUGGAUGUGUAGGUCACUAGAUCUCUGGCUCUGUAGAUUAAUGGAUAGGUACAUCGCUAGAUCGGUGGAUCUGUAGAUCGCUAAAACGUAGAUCGCUGGAUCUGUAGAUCUAUAGAUCGCUGGAUCGCGGUUGUCGGCAGAUCGCGAGAUCGGUGAAUCGGUAGAUCGCUUGAAAUGUAGAUCGCUCGAUCGCCGGAUCUUUAGAUUGCUGGAUCCGUAGAUCUCUAGAUCGCUGAAUCCGUAGAUCGCAAGAUCGGUCGAUCUGUAGAUCUCUGGAUGGGUAGAUCGCUAGACCGGAAGACCGCUCGAUCUUUAGAUCGGUAGAUUGCUGGAUCUGUAGAUCGGUGGAUCUGUAGAUCGCUAGAUCGGUGGAUCUGUAGAUCGCUAGAUCGGUGGAUCUGUAGAUCUCUGGAUCGCUGCAUCUUUAGAUCCCUGGAUCUGUAGAUCGCUAGAUCGGUGGAUCUGUAGAUCGCUAGAUCGGUGGAUCUGUAGAUCGCUAGAUCGCUGGAUCUGUAGAUCGCCGGAUCGGUGGAUCUGUAGAUCCCUAGAUCGGUGGAUCUGUAGAUCGCUAGAUCGGUGGAUCUGUAGAUCGCUGGAUCGCUGGAUCUGUAGAUCGCUAGAUCGCUUGAUCUGUAGAUCGCCAGAUCGGUGGAUCUGUAGAUCGCUAGAUCGGUGGAUCUGUAGAUCGCUAGAUCGGUGGAUCUGUGCAUCGCUAGAUCGGUGAAUCUGUAGAUCGCUGGAUCGCUGCAUCUGUAGAUCGCUUGAUCGAUGGAUCUGUAGAUCACUAGAUCGGUGGAUCUGUAGAUCGCUAGAUCGCUGGAUCUGUAGAUCGCUAGAUCGCUGGAUCUGUAGAUCCCUAGACCGGUGAAUCUGUAGAUCGCUAGAUCGGUGGAUCUGUAGAUCGCCGGAUCUGUAGAUCGCUAGAUCGCUGGAUCUUUAGAUCCCUGGAUCUCUGGAUCUGUAGAUCGCUAGAUCGGUGGAUCUGUAGAUCGCUAGAUCGCUGGAUCUGUAGAUCACUGGAUCGCUGGAUCUGUAGAUCGCUAGAUCGGUGGAUCUGUAGAUCGCUGGAUCGCUGGAUCUGUAGAUCGCUAGAUCGCUGGAUCUGUAGAACGCCAGAUCGGUGGAUCUGUAGAUCGCUAGAUCGGUGGAUCUGUAGAUCGCUGGAUCGGUGGAUCUGUAGAUCGCUAGAUCGGUGGAUCUGUAGAUCGCUAGAUCGGUACAUCGCAAGAGCGGUGCAUCGGUACAUCUCAAGAGCGGUGGAUCUGUAGAACGCUGGAUCGCUGGAUCUGUAGAUCACUAGAUCAGUGGAUCUGUAGAUCGCUGGAUCGCUCGAUCUGUAGAUCGCUAGAUCGGUGGAUCUGUAGAUCGCUAGAUCGGUGGAUCUGUAUAUCGCUAGAUCGGUGGAUCUGUAGAUCGCUGGAUCGCUGGAUCGCUGGAUCUGUAGAUCGGUGGAUCUGUAGAUCGCUAGAUCGGUGGAUCUGUAGAUCGCUAAAUCGGUGGAUCUGUAGAUCGCCAGAUCGGUGGAUCGCUGGAUCUGUUGAUCGCUAGAUCGGUGUUUCUAUAGAUCGCUAGAUCGCUGGAUCGCUGAAUCUGUAGAUCGCUAGAUCGGUGGAUCUGUAGAUCGCUGGAUCGCUGGAUCUGUAGAUCGGUGGAUCUGUAGAUCGCUAGAUCGGUGGAUCUGUAGAUCGCUAAAUCGGUGGAUCUGUAGAUCGCUAGAUCGGUGGAUCUGUAGAUCGCUAGAUCGGUGGAUCUGUAGAUCGCUAGAUCGGUGGAUCUGUAGAUCGCUAGAUCGGUGGAUCUGUAGAUCGCUAGAUCGGUGGAUCUGUAGAUCGCUAGAUCGGUGGAUCUGUAGAUCGCUAGAUCGGUGGAUCUGUAGAUCGCUAGAUCGGUGGAUCUGUAGAUCGCUAGAUCGGUGGAUCUGUAGAUCGCUAGAUCGGUGGAUCUGUAGAUCGCUAGAUCGGUGGAUCUGUAGAUCGCUAGAUCGGUGGAUCUGUAGAUCGCUAGAUCGGUGGAUCUGUAGAUCGCUAGAUCGGUGGAUCUGUAGAUCGCUAGAUCGGUGGAUCUGUAGAUCGCUAGAUCGGUGGAUCUGUAGAUCGCUAGAUCGGUGGAUCUGUAGAUCGCUAGAUCGGUGGAUCUGUAGAUCGCUAGAUCGGUGGAUCUGUAGAUCGCUAGAUCGGUGGAUCUGUAGAUCGCUAGAUCGGUGGAUCUGUAGAUCGCUAGAUCGGUGGAUCUGUAGAUCGCUAGAUCGGUGGAUCUGUAGAUCGCUAGAUCGGUGGAUCUGUAGAUCGCUAGAUCGGUGGAUCUGUAGAUCGCUAGAUCGGUGGAUCUGUAGAUCGCUAGAUCGGUGGAUCUGUAGAUCGCUAGAUCGGUGGAUCUGUAGAUCGCUAGAUCGGUGGAUCUGUAGAUCGCUAGAUCGGUGGAUCUGUAGAUCGCUAGAUCGGUGGAUCUGUAGAUCGCUAGAUCGGUGGAUCUGUAGAUCGCUAGAUCGGUGGAUCUGUAGAUCGCUAGAUCGGUGGAUCUGUAGAUCGCUAGAUCGGUGGAUCUGUAGAUCGCUAGAUCGGUGGAUCUGUAGAUCGCUAGAUCGGUGGAUCUGUAGAUCGCUAGAUCGGUGGAUCUGUAGAUCGCUAGAUCGGUGGAUCUGUAGAUCGCUAGAUCGGUGGAUCUGUAGAUCGCUAGAUCGGUGGAUCUGUAGAUCGCUAGAUCGGUGGAUCUGUAGAUCGCUAGAUCGGUGGAUCUGUAGAUCGCUAGAUCGGUGGAUCUGUAGAUCGCUAGAUCGGUGGAUCUGUAGAUCGCUAGAUCGGUGGAUCUGUAGAUCGCUAGAUCGGUGGAUCUGUAGAUCGCUAGAUCGGUGGAUCUGUAGAUCGCUAGAUCGGUGGAUCUGUAGAUCGCUAGAUCGGUGGAUCUGUAGAUCGCUAGAUCGGUGGAUCUGUAGAUCGCUAGAUCGGUGGAUCUGUAGAUCGCUAGAUCGGUGGAUCUGUAGAUCGCUAGAUCGGUGGAUCUGUAGAUCGCUAGAUCGGUGGAUCUGUAGAUCGCUAGAUCGGUGGAUCUGUAGAUCGCUAGAUCGGUGGAUCUGUAGAUCGCUAGAUCGGUGGAUCUGUAGAUCGCUAGAUCGGUGGAUCUGUAGAUCGCUAGAUCGGUGGAUCUGUAGAUCGCUAGAUCGGUGGAUCUGUAGAUCGCUAGAUCGGUGGAUCUGUAGAUCGCUAGAUCGGUGGAUCUGUAGAUCGCUAGAUCGGUGGAUCUGUAGAUCGCUAGAUCGGUGGAUCUGUAGAUCGCUAGAUCGGUGGAUCUGUAGAUCGCUAGAUCGGUGGAUCUGUAGAUCGCUAGAUCGGUGGAUCUGUAGAUCGCUAGAUCGGUGGAUCUGUAGAUCGCUAGAUCGGUGGAUCUGUAGAUCGCUAGAUCGGUGGAUCUGUAGAUCGCUAGAUCGGUGGAUCUGUAGAUCGCUAGAUCGGUGGAUCUGUAGAUCGCUAGAUCGGUGGAUCUGUAGAUCGCUAGAUCGGUGGAUCUGUAGAUCGCUAGAUCGGUGGAUCUGUAGAUCGCUAGAUCGGUGGAUCUGUAGAUCGCUAGAUCGGUGGAUCUGUAGAUCGCUAGAUCGGUGGAUCUGUAGAUCGCUAGAUCGGUGGAUCUGUAGAUCGCUAGAUCGGUGGAUCUGUAGAUCGCUAGAUCGGUGGAUCUGUAGAUCGCUAGAUCGGUGGAUCUGUAGAUCGCUAGAUCGGUGGAUCUGUAGAUCGCUAGAUCGGUGGAUCUGUAGAUCGCUAGAUCGGUGGAUCUGUAGAUCGCUAGAUCGGUGGAUCUGUAGAUCGCUAGAUCGGUGGAUCUGUAGAUCGCUAGAUCGGUGGAUCUGUAGAUCGCUAGAUCGGUGGAUCUGUAGAUCGCUAGAUCGGUGGAUCUGUAGAUCGCUAGAUCGGUGGAUCUGUAGAUCGCUAGAUCGGUGGAUCUGUAGAUCGCUAGAUCGGUGGAUCUGUAGAUCGCUAGAUCGGUGGAUCUGUAGAUCGCUAGAUCGGUGGAUCUGUAGAUCGCUAGAUCGGUGGAUCUGUAGAUCGCUAGAUCGGUGGAUCUGUAGAUCGCUAGAUCGGUGGAUCUGUAGAUCGCUAGAUCGGUGGAUCUGUAGAUCGCUAGAUCGGUGGAUCUGUAGAUCGCUAGAUCGGUGGAUCUGUAGAUCGCUAGAUCGGUGGAUCUGUAGAUCGCUAGAUCGGUGGAUCUGUAGAUCGCUAGAUCGAUACAUCGCAAGAGCGGUGCAUCGGUACAUCUCAAAAGCGGUGGAUCUAUAGAUCGCUGGAUCGCUAGAUCUGUAGAUCGGUGGAUCUGUAGAUCGGUAGAUCGGUGGAUCUUUAGGUCGCUAGAUCGGUGGAUCUAUAGAUCGCUAGAUCGCUGGAUCUUUAGAUCGCUAGAUCGGUGGAUCUGUAGAUCACUAGAUCGGUGGAUCGCUGGAUCUGUAGAUUGCUACAUCGGUGUAUCUGUAGAUCGCUAGAUCGGUGGAUCGCUGGAUCUGUAGAUCGCUAGAUCGGUGGAUCUCUAGAUCGCUGGAUUUCCGGAUCUGUAGAUCGCUAGAUCGGUGUAUCUGUAGAUCGCUGGAUCGCUGGAUCUGUAGAUCGUUGGAUCUGUAGAUCGCUAGAUCGGUGCAUCUGAAGAUCGCUUAAUCGGUGUAUCUGUAGAUCGCUAGAUCUGUGGAUCUGUAGAUCGCUAGAUCGGUGGAUCUGUAGAUCGCUAAAUCUGUAGAUCGCUAGAUCGGUGGAUCUGUAGAUCGCUAGAUCGGUGGAUCUGUAGAUCCUUAUAUCGGUGGAUCUGUAGAUCGCUAGAUCGCUGGAUCGCUGGAUCUGUAGAUCGCUAGAUCGGUGGAUCUGUAGAUCGCUAGAUCGGUGGAUCGCUGGAUCUCUAGAUCGGUAGAUCGGUGGAUCUGUAGAUCGCUGGAUCGCUGGAUCUGUAGAUCGCUAGAUCGGUGGAUCUGUAGAUCGCUUGAUCGGUGGAUCUGUAGAUCGCUAGAUCGGUGGAUCUGUAGAUCGCUAGAUCAUUACAUCGCAAGAGCGUUGCAUCGGUACAUCUCAAAAGCGGUGGAUCUGUAGAUCGCUGGAUCGCUAGAUCUGUAGAUCGCUAGAUCGGUGGAUCUGUAGAUCGGUAGAUCGGUGGAUCUUUAGAUUGCUAGAUCGGUGGAUCUGUAGAUCGCUAGAUCGCUGGAGCUGUAGAUCGGUGGAUCUGUAGAUCGCUAGAUCGGUGGAUCGCUGGAUCUGUAGAUCGCUAGAUCGGUGGAUCUGUAGAUCGCUAGAUCGGUGGAUCGCUGGAUCUGUAGAUCGCUAGAUCGGUGGAUCUGUAGAUCGCUAGAUCGCUAGAUCGCUGGAUCUGUAGAUCACUGGAUCGCUGGAUCUGUAGAUCGCUAGAUCGCUGGAUCUGUAGAUCGCUAGAUCGGUGGAUCUGUAGAUCGGUAGAUCGGUGGAUCGGUGGAUCGGUGGAUCUGUAGAUCGCUAGAUCGGUACAUAGCAAGAGCGGUGGAUCGGUACAUCGCAAGAGCGGUGGAUCUGUAGAUCGCUAGAUCGGUGGAUCUGUAGAUCGCUGGAUCGGUGGAUCUUUAGAUUGCUGGAUCGGUGGAUCUGUAGAUCGCUAGAUCGGUGGAUCUGUAGAUCGCUGGAUUGCUAGACCUGUAGGUCGCUAGAUCGGUGGAUCUGUAGAUCGCUAGAUCGGUGGAUCUAUAGAUCGCUAGAUCGCUGGAUCUGUAGAUCGCUAGAUGGGUGGAUCUGUAGAUCGCUGGAUCGAUAGAUCGGUCGAUCUGUAGAUCUCUGGAUGGGAAUAUUGCUAGAUCGGAAGACCGCUGGAUCUUUAGAUCGCUAGAUUGGUGGAUGUGUAGAUCGCUGGAUCGGUAGAUUGCUAGAGCGGUGGAUCUGUAGAUCGCUGGAUCGGUAGAUCGCUAGAUCGGUGGAUCUGUAGAUCGCUGGAUCGAUAGAUGGCUAGAGCGCUGGAUCUGUGGAUUGUUAGGUCGAUGGAUAUGUGGAUCGCUUGACCGGUAGAUCCCUAGAUCGCUGGAUGUGUAGAUCGCUGAGUCGGCAGAUCGGUAGAUCGGGGGAUCGGUAGAUCGCUGGAUGUGUAGAUCGCUGGAUCGAUAGAUCGCUACAUCGGUCGAUCUGUAUCUCUCUGGAUCGGUAGAUCGCUAGAUUGGAAGACCGUUGGAACGUAGAUCGCUGGAUCUUUAGAUCGCUAGAUCGGUGGAUCUAUAGAUCGCUGGAUCCCUGGAUCUGUAGAUCGCUAGAUCGCUUGAUCGUUAGAUCGCUAGAUCGCUGUUGUCGGUAGAUCGCUCGAUCGGUGGAUCGGUAGAUCGCUGUAAAUGUAGAUCGCUAGAUCGGUUGAUCUUUAGAGUGCUGGAUCGGUAGAUCACUAGAUUGCUGGAUUCGUAGAUCGCUAGAUCGGUCGAUCUGUAGAUCUCUGGAUGGGUGUAUCGUUAGAUCGGAGGACCGCUGGAUCUUUAGAUCGCUAGAUUGGUGGAUGUGGAGAUCGCUGGAUCGGUAGAUCGCAAUACCGGUGGAUCGGUAGAUUGCUGGAAAUGUAGAUCGUUAGAUCAUUAGAUCGCUGGAUCCGUAGAUCGCUAGAUCGGUCGAUCUGUAGGUCUCUGGAUCGGUAGAUCGCUAGAUCGGAAGACCGUUGGAACGUAGAUCGCUGGAUCUGUAGAUCGCUAGAUCGGUGGAUCUAUAGAUCGCUGGAUCCCUUGAUCUGUAGAUCGCUGAGUGGGUUGAUCGGUUGAUCGGUUGAUCGAUAGAUCGGGGGAUCGGUAGAUCGUGGAUUUGUAGAUCGCUAGAUUGGUAGAACGCCGGAUCUGUAGAUCGCUAGAUCGGUGGAACAGUAGAUCGCUGGAUAGGUAGAUCGCUGCAUUUAUAGAUCGCUAGAUCGCUGGAUCUGUAGAUCGCUGUAACGUAGAUCGCUGGAUCUGUAGAUCGCUAGAUCGGUGGAACAGUAGAUCGCUGGAUAGGUAGAUCGCUGCAAUUGUAGAUCGCUAGAUCGCUGGAUCUGUAGAUCGCUGUAACGUAGAUCGCUGGAUCUGUAGAUCGCUAGAUCGCUGGAUCUAUAGAUGGCUGGAUCUGUAGAUCGCUGGAUCUGUAGAUCGCUGGAUCGUUAGAUCGCUAGAUCGCUGGAUGUGUAGAUCAGUAGAUCGCUGGAUCUGGAGAUCGAUGGAUCUGUAGAUUCCUAGAUCGCUGUAUCGCUAGAUCGUUGGAUCCGUAGAUCGCUAGAUCGGUCGAGCUGUAGAUCUCUGGAUCGAUAGAUCGCUAGAUCGGAACAGAUUAAAAAAUUGGAAUAACCCAGUAUAGCGAUAUAUCUGGUAUAUAGUAUGUAGAUCGCUGAAUCUGUAGAUCACUAGAUCAGUGGAUGUAUAGAUCGCUGGAUUUGUAGAUCUGUGGAUCUGUUGAUCGCUGGAUCGGUAGAUCGCUAGAUCGCAGGAUCUGUAGAUCGGCAGAUUGCUGGAUCUGUAGAUCGCUAGAUCGCUCGAUCUAAAGAUCAGUGGAUCAGUAGAGAAUAAAGUUGGUAGUUGGUAGUUCGUAAUAGUCAUUUGUCUGACAACACUUAGGCCGACGGUUCGCUCGUUUUACCCCUGUCUCUCCAUCAGUGCUUCGUUUUACGGGUGUUUAAAGCUAUUUAAAGAAGUCGAAAGAAGGAUUUGAGGUCACACCUGGGAAUCGAACCCGAGACUUCCUGUUCAGAAGGCCGCGCACUAAACAACUACGCUAAUCCUUCCUCCUAGUAGAUCUGUGAAACGGUGGAUUGAUCGCUACAUCGGUUGAACUCAGUGUAGGUCAAUGGAUGAGUAGAUCUCAUUCUGUAGAUCGAUGGAUCGGUGGAUUUGUAGAUCUGUAUCGGUGAAUCUGAAGAUCAGUGGUUCAGUAGAUCUCUAGUUCGGUUGAAUGCUACAUCGGUGGAACUGUAGAUUAAUGGAUCAUUAGAUCUGUGGAUCGCUAGAUCGGUGGAUCUGUAGAUCAAUGAAUCAGUAGAUCUGUAAAUCGAAGGAUCAGUGGAUCUAUGGUAGAUUGCCAGAGCGGUGGAUCUGUAGAUCAGUGGAUCAGUAGAUCUAUAGUUUGGUGGAUUGCUAGAGCGGUGGUUCUGUGUAUCAAAUUAUUGGAUCAGUGUUUCUGUCAUGACUGAGGAGGGCGGGAGCCUUAAACGCACGUUGUCAUUUUCGUGUCUCGCGCGUUUUUCUUGAUGGACGUAGAAAAAAAAGGGAGACUGCUCGUAGACUAUAACAAGGGCAGUAACAAUAAGAAAAAAAUGAUACUAAAGAAUGUGAAGUGGGAUGAACUAUUAGCCAAACAAAAGACACAUCGUAAAAGGGGUGUUUACUCGGUGUAAGUUAAUAAGCGUGUAGUAAUAAAAGCGUCUGUUUUUUGUUUCAGCCAAAAGGUUUAACCUUGAAACAGAAUGGAAAAACUUCUUUCCAAAGCUACGAGAAUUGGACAGGGUAAGUUAUAUAUUCUGUCAUACUUACUCCAUGUGACGAGGGAAUAUUAUAGUCGAGUAAGCCAUCUCUGCUUCAGCUAGGUGGGUGUCCUGUGUCUCCUUUGCCUCUCAACUUUGUUGUAAACUGGGUGUGACGAGCGAGCACUGUCUUAUUUCUUAUUAUCAAAUCACUGCUGAAGUAAAACGUCAGGAUCAUAAAGACAAAGGCCAUCACUAAACAAUACAUUAUGUUUUGAUUUCAAGUAAAUUAGUGCCGUGAAUAUCUGUAGAAAAGUGUGUAGAAUUAGCAAGUUGAUAGCGGGGUUUACCCAUGUACAUGUGUCCCUGAAGCCUCACACUCAAACGUAACCAGGGUCAAUUGAAACAAAAUUUCCAAAUUUCCACCUUACAAGAUGGCAUCAUUCACUUUGGGAAUGAAAGGGUUAACAGAGCGAAUUAGUUUCAUAAUGAUAUUCUAUAUUGGUCUCUUUACAGAAUGAGCUGUUUGAUAAAGCUCGUAAUGAAAUCCUGGAUGAGGUGCUUACACUCAGUGAAAUCACACCUCAGAUGUGGGAAGACAUCAUCACUAAGCAUCUGUGGUCAGAGGUCGCUUCACACUUCAUAGAAAACAUUUACCUUCCCGCGGCGCAAGCGAAUAAUCCCAGUAAUUUCAGUACUUCUGUGGACAUCAAGCUUAAACAGUGGGCGGACAGAACGCUUCCGAAUAUUUCGGUCAAGGUAUGUGAAGCGUAUUGAAUUCAUUUUAACUUUAGCAUCUGUUUACCUUAUUUUCUGUGCUAUUCCUGUUACGUAACAGGAAAAUGGUCGUUAUCUCUGCGUAAUGACCACGUGACCUGUCUGACCCUGAGUCCCAGGCACCUAUCUUCUUAGAGCUAAUGGACGUCGUGGAAUGUCCUUGUUUUUAUUCUUGCCUCUUUUCUGUUGACCUAAACGUGACACACUUAGGUUUAGGGCGUAAGUAAUACCCAUUUAUUUGCUCAUUCUUGAAGGAUUCCCUUGCUUAUAGACGUGCAAUCUUGUGGAAAACUAUCAGUUUGAACGAGCAUGGAGUCUCCAAUAGAAAUCAGAAUGAGAUGUGCCAUCGACUGAAUUCAAUGUUGUGUCACCUUAAACUGUCCGGUAUCAAAAUGAUGAUUUUAUUUUACAAUAGUUGAUCAUUUUUUACGGUAAAUAUUGCACAUGUCUGAUGUUAGCUGUUUUAUUUUCUGUUUUAGUUAAUACAUUUCCUUAUAUUACACACAACCCCACAAGCUUGUUGGUUUUAUCAUUUUCCUGUAAAAAUAAAAGUCUUCUUCUUCUUCUUUGGAUGCUUAUUCCGAAGCGCGGCUUAUACGUACAACACACUUGUAUUAAAAGGUCGUUUCUUCUCUUGCAGGUUGGUUGGGAAACGUUGUUCGGGGAGUUCUACAAGGCGAUGCAGGUAGACGUUUGUUAAACUGUUUUGGUCCUGUUAUUGUUAGUUCUGUGGAGAUUCGUUGAAAAUACAGGAAAUAGUUUUUACCUCUGCCCUCUCACAAAUCUUGCCAGAAGAAAAGGGUGAAGAGAUUAUAUUGGAUUUUAUUAGAUUUUACACUUCACUUGUUGUUGUGGCCGUAAUGUAUUAAGACUGGAAGUGAAAUAUGUUGCUAAGCUGCCCAAGGCGGGCCCUCAUUCCCCCACAGAGGCCUCUUUAGGGAGUUUAAGCAACAACGGCGGCGACGGCGACGGCUACGAAAACGUCACUUAAAAAGUGAAGUCGUGCUGCCUCAAACUUUAUCGCGCAUAUUUCAACUCGUUGAAUUCGUCAAAUGUUGGCAAAUUUUUGUGGAGUUGAAUUCUAAGACUGUAUCAAAGUUCAAGAAAAAAAAAGAAGGUUGUUGUCUUCUGUUCCCGUCCUCGACAAAGCGUGAAAUUAGACAGUUUCACGUUGUAAUCGUGCAACGACGGCUUAGAAAUGUACAAAAAUGCGUGAUGCACGUGCAAAGUUGUUGUUUUGCUAAUAUCAACCUAUUGGUUUUUGCCGUUCUCGUUGCCGUCGCCGUCGUCUUUGCUUAAGCUCCCUUUGGUGUCCUGGGGAGGCUGGACAAAUGGAUUAUUGUUAUUUUUUUUGUUGGAAUACCCAGUGGGAGCCUCCGGGGAGGAGAGGGACAGGCUUGUUUUCGAAAAGUAACUCAGUUGUUUGUUGUCACGGUUUAGGAGCAAAAGAAUGAGAAUGGACACAGUCAUUUGUUUGAAGAGUUGAAAUCUGAACUAUCAGACGAAUGUAAAAAGAGUCAUGUGUGGCAGCCCAAAGCAGUCGACAGCCUGGUAAGAUUAAAACGAGUGUAAAUAACUUUCGGUGGUGUUGUUGUUUUUUUUUAUGCUGAAGAUCAAAACUAUGAUAAACUUACAGACUUUAUUCCUGCCCGGCCUACAAACAAAGAAAAAAAUAAUGAUUCAAUUUGAUAUUGGUGAAUCUGCCCUGGCAAUAUUCUGUUAAUUUAUUAUUCUAUUUUUAAGCCUCGACUUUGUAGAUUUUGUGUAUAAAGUUUUCAUUUACGUCGAAUUUACUAUCUUAUCUUUUUAAUGUACAUAGCGUGUAAUUCAACUGACGGCGCUUGAAGACUGGUCUGUAAGUGAAAAACAGCAAUGGGACUCUGCAGUGAAAUUCAUGGAAAAUACCCUGCAGGGAGAAUUGGAUAAAGGUAAUAAGGAUUUCUAGGAAUGCUGAUAUACUAACAUCAUUAGCUCUCAAGGGGUCCUAGAUCGAAAUGGAGACUUAAAUUUCCUUGAGUUUGAAACAACAUGUUACUGAGCGUAGAAAAGUCACUACUGAUACUCAAAAGUGUUGGGAAAGCUACUACUUUAACCUCUUUUUUUCCUUCCUCCCGGCUCCCGACCCAAUGUUGUACAAAACUAAGUGUUUGUGAGCGUAAAUGUUCUGUUAUUUGCCAACAUUCGAACAUUGAAUAGGAGGGACGGAAGGGGGGGACAUUUAUUUCGCAAAAGGCUAGUAGUAGCUUUCAUGUGAAUGGUGACACCGUAGGAUUUCAUCCACAGAGUCAAAAUUUAGAACCACCAUCUACAGGAAAAUAAACAGUACCACAGGAAAGUACUGCUCAGUAGCUUUCACUUGAAUGGUCACACCAUAGGAUUUCAUCCACAGACUCAAAAGUUAAAACCACCUUGUAGAGCAUAAUAAACAGUACCACAGAAAAGUACUGCUCAGUAAUUCGAAUCGUGACACACUGUCGGAUUUCGUCCACGCAGUCAAAACUUCCAACCACCGUCUACAGGAAAAUAAAUACUUCCAGAGGAAAGUUGUGAAAUGUCAGAAGUUUGCUGUUGAAACGUGAAGCACACUAACUAAUAUGCUGGAUAACUUGUCUGAUAUUUUAGCCUCCCAGAAAAUGUACGAGUUGCUUGGCCCCGGGGCAGCUGAAAGAUGGCUAUACUGGAGAUCAAGAACAAGAGAGCAAGUAAGUUUAUCUUUUAACUUCGGGAAAAAAAACGCUGUUUUUUGUCUCCGUUCACUUUAAAUAUCUUCUCCGAAAUAUUUUUCGUCAACUAUAUUCAUUGGUUUCCAUACAGAAAUUUCAUGAAAAUUUAACUCAACAACGCAGUGUUCUAAACUUUACUUAAAACCUUUUUUUCCUUCGUAUCUUGAUUCUGUGUGGCAGGCUUUGGUUGAUUUAUGGCGAGGAACAGAGGAGUAGAAACUAUGAUAUGCAAAGAAGUCUUUUUCCCACCUUUUGAAAACUCUUUUCCUGUUUUUUUUUUCUUGUUCUUUUAGCAAUGUCGCUGUUAUAUUAAAGACGAGCUUCAACGAUUGCUUCAAGCAAACGAUGUAAGUAGGAUGUUUCAGCAUAGGCUUUCAAUAGUCUAGGUAGGUUUCUCUGCGUCAGGAUUGCUGUUUAUGCAAAUCUGAGUGAAGUAAGAACAUGGAUGUUGUUGUGAGAGAAUUGAGUCGUUUUUAUUUAUCUGUUUGUUUAAAUUUUCCCGCAGCAUCACGGGCCUACUCUUGCCGAUGAUGAACUGACCACCGUCAGAAAAAAUCUAGAAACGAUUAACGUGGAGGUUUCCUCGGAUCUGGUGCGUAGAUUUAUCUUUGUAAUCGGUAACCGUAAAUUAUCCUUCCUCAUGUGUGUUCCCAUUUAUUUAACGACUUUUGUGGGUACGAUAAGGAUAGAGCUCGCCAAAGUAUAGUUUUUAAAGUGGAAUGGCCGGUUAUGAAACCCGUUAGACUCCUUUGUUAAAUGUUUUUUGUUAGGUUUUUGGAUCUGACCGUGCGCAACGUUUAAUAACAUUCCUAUCAUUUUGAACUUACCGACCAAGCUCAGGUUGUUCAAAAGCUGGAUAGCGCUAUCCAACUUUUGAGCAACUGGGGCCAAAUGAAUAGAAACAUCGCAUUAAUUUAUCAUUCACAAUCGCUGAACAAAAAACAAAUGACUGUGCACGGUCAAAGAGGAUCCAACAUCAGGCACAGCACCGUUGUUUUCAACUUUGAUGUUUGCCGGCUUUCGUAACCAGUCUCCUCUACUAAGCAGCUGACGACCUACCUAAAAAUCCCUGUCGUAUUCCCCCGGCCAGGGGGCCCAGGUAUCUGCGUCGUACUUUGUUUUGGUACUCUGUGGUUACCGUUUGACGCCUUGUACGGUUGUCCUCGGUGGAGGACUGUGGCAGUUUGUCGCCAUCGCAAACUGUAUGCAAAAAAAAUGAGACGAGGGCUAUUUUGAAUGCGGAAUGGCCACUUUGCUAUACUUCUAGAAAAUUUAUAGCUGGUAUUACGUAAAGGUUGUUGUUGCUGGUGUGAGCUGAAAUUACUUUUUUCUACCUCAUAGGUUAAUGAAACUUGGAGUCAAUUGUACCGCGAGCAUUUUCUAAAGCAGUCGUUGAACAACGUUCAAGAGUGUAGAAAUGCUUUCUACAGACGAGAUCUAGUUAAGAACGAGGUAAACUAUUUAAUCUGAGCGCUUUAAAAUACGUCUUUGUAAGUGAAUUGCCCAAGUAACAACGGGUUACGGGGCACAUUGCUGUUCUAGGUCGGUUCUGUGCUGAAUUCAUUAAUUAAUGCCUUCACCCGUUCACAAAAUUAAAGUUGCUGUGGAGGUAUGAAGAAGAUAUCGAACGAAUUUCAUCAGGAAGCACUAACCAUAAUUUUUUGGUGAUAGUUUUUGCUGGCAUAUCAUUAAAACUUGAAAAAGUUGGCCCAACUAUUUCAAGUUUCUGAAUCCAUAUUCAUCCUUGCCAUCCGCUCCAACAGAGGACAGUAAAAGUGUCCAUGCCUAAUCAUAGUCUUAAAUCACAAAACUGGACCAUUAGUUUUAGAAUUGAAGACCUCCCCCCUGGAAAGGGAAUCCAAGACAGUCUAGGAUUCUGGAUUCCACCUCUUGGAUCCAGGAUUCAAGGUACUGGAUUCCAGAUUCCAAUCAGUAGUGAGAUUCCGGAUCCCUUGAUUUGUAUUCCGCAUUCUAAAGCCCAAGAUUCCAGAAUCCACAAACAAAUAUUUCCACAAGCAAACAUUUCCUGGAUUCCAGAAUCCAAGACAGUCUUGGAUUCUGGAUUCCUCACCGUAUAUUCUUGAUUCCUGAUACUGGAUUCUAUAUUCUUUGUCAGUGGAAUUGGGAUUCCGGAUUUCAAUCGUUGAUGGGAUUCUGGGUUCCUUGAGCCGUAGCCUAGGAUUCCGGAUUCCACAAAUCAAAAUUUUCCUGAUUCCAGAUUCCACAAGCAAAAAUUUCCCGGAUUCCCGAAUCCGGAUUCGCUUACAUGGGGCGAAAGACGGGUUUUAGCUUUUUAACCCUCUUAUUCUCGAUAGUGACCAACAUCAAUUUUCUCCUAACGAUAUCCAUACAAUGUCAAGAGAUUAGGUUAUGAGAAUUAAUAAAAUGAUCACCAAAGAGAAAAUGCCAGGUCUAUUAUUAAAUUCUCACCACUGAUUCUUAAAGAAAAUGUAUGAAGAUCAGUUUGGAGAAUUUGUAUGUGGAUGUGGAUGUUAGGGCUUAAAGGGUAGCAAACAAAAAACAGCGUGACAUAGCCCCUUAUUUGUAUUUUCCCUCUCUGUUCAGCUGGGCUGCAACGACGUGGUCCUUUUCUGGAGAAUUCAGAAAAUGCUUCAAACGACGAGCAACGCCAUCAGGCAACAAGUAAUGAAUCAUGAAGGUAAAACGUUAAUCUGCACUGAAGUUACAAAAGAUUCUAACAACCAACCGAAAAUUAAGCCCAGUCAGCGAUCAUUUGCAAUUUUUUAAUGAACGGGCGCAGCCGAUCAUUUCUCUGCCGCAUUCAGCGCGCGAAUGCCAGUGGCGGGAAAAUUUAAUCCUUGAGGUGCCGCCGGUAGUGGCGGGAAAACGCCGUGCCACUUUCCUUUGCCUGGAGUAUUAUUCAGUAUUUUCUCUAUGGAUGCUUCUGGACUGGGACAGGGUUCGUAUGGGUCAUGGAAAACCUGGAAAUUCUUGAAAUGUACGAAUUUCAAUUUCCAUGGUUGGGUUCAAUUUAAUAAAACUUCUGCAAGUGUAAUUUACAAGUGUAGCUAUUGUUUUGAGACCCUAAAACAAUGGCUGCACUUGUAAAUUACACUUGUAAAAGUUUUAUUAAAUUGACCCCUGAAGAAUCAUGGAAUUUAGUAGUCUGUCUUGGAAAGUCAUGGAAACUACUUUUGGUAGAUUAGUUACUGAUGGUAAAUCAAAGACAAAGUAGAAUGGAGACAAGUCAUUAAACUGCGCGAAGGGCACGCAUCUUAGUGAAGAUCAGAGUUUGUAUGUUGAAAAGAGUGAGGUCAAAAAAUUUUCUGAAAAAAAGGAAUAGUUAACUUUCAAAAUGGAAAACUUUCAAAGGCUCGUAGAAAAAGUUAUUGAAAGUCAUAGACUUCAAAGAGGUCAAAAGAGUGGGUACCCUGUGAGCGAUUAUCGUUCCAACGUUUUCCUUUUUUCUGAAGGGAUUCCAUUAUUUUCUUUAUUCAAAAAUUCUUACGUGGUAGCAGUAUAUGUUUUAUUAACCGUCGUUGAUCUCAAAUAUUUCACUGUUUGUUUUAGCUCGCCGAUUAGAAAAAGAGGUGAAACAAGUUCUAGAUGAAAUAAGUUACGACUCAGCAGCUAAAGAAAGACUUAUUCGUGGAAGACAAGUUGAUCUAGCUGAAGAACUAAGUAAGUAAAAUGCAAAUGCAGUCGUCGUGCGCACGUUGUGGCAAAAGACCAUAUUCGAUACAGCUAUUUCGAGAAAGGUGUCGGAAAAAGUGCACGCGACAAUCCCGAAAGGUAUUGUGGGUGGUUUGGGGUUGACUGUUCUUCAAAGAAAUUUGAAAGAAUGGCACGAGAGGCCAUGGAUGUAUGUUUGCGAGUGCUAAGGAAAGCAACAAUAGAAGAUUCAACAGCUACAGUGUCAGGAACAGCGUAUUGAUCAUAUCCCAUAUUACCUUUUGGGAUGGUCGCGUGCACAUUUUUUCCGACAACCUUUCUCGAAAUAGCUGUAUAUUAAAAAUCAUACUUCGCUCCUUGGCUUGGGGGAAUAAAACAAAAGAAAUGUAUUUUUUAUUACUGAGCCUCAAGAUGAUUUUUGUUUUCGUUUUAUUCCCCAAGCCUCACAGCGAAGUAUGAAUUUUAAUAUAUCGGAAUUGGUCUGCUCGUAUAGUGUGACGUCAAAGGACCAUUCUUUAAGAAAGGUGCUCGUAUUGGCUUUUUCGGAGUUGCGUAGGGAACUGGGGCGGGUUUCAAAUUUAAACUAAUCGAUAAACUGACACCACCAUAGAAAAGGUCAUGUUGAGAUUGAUACAAGUCGUACAAACCUCUGUAAUUUUGUGACAGCGUCCCCCAAAACCAUUUAAACUCUUAAUUUUUUUCACGAUUUCUGUGAUAUUUCUAAAAAUGGGCAAACAGUGAUUUUCAAAUUAGUUCCUUCCAAGUAGUAGAUGCGUGACGAAUUUUACAGUGUAAAAGAAAAAUUGAAAAAUUUUAAAGAGGUUAUAUGGUUUUGGGGGACGCUGUCACAAAAUUGUAGACGUUUGUAUGAUCUUUAACCAUGUUUCAAGAGUCAUAGCUUGAUCCCUGUUCAACUUCAGAGCAUCAAACUUGGUCAGAUGAGCAAUCUCAACAUGACUUUUUAUAUGAUGGUGUCAGUUUAUCGAUUAGUUGAAAUUUGAAACACGCCCCAGUUCCCUACGCAACUCCGAAAUGGCUAAUUGGAGAGGUAAAGAGAGCUAUCAAUUUAUAGAACCUAAAAAUGAAGAUUUGGCUAUUUCAGGCCUCUUCUCGCGAAAAGAAAAUUCUUUCCUGUGUGACACCAUAGUUAGUAGAGGAGACUGGUUAGGAAAGCCGGCAAACAUCAAAGUUGAAAACAAUGGUGCUUUAGUUCACAAAUUGUGACUGAAUAAAUUAAUGCGAUGUUUCUAUUGGUCAGUAAGUUCAAAAUGAUAGGAAUGCUACUGAACGUUGUGCACAAUCAGGUCCAAAAAGGUACAAAAACCUAUAACAAAGGAGUCUCACGAGUUUCCGAACCAUUCCACUUUAAUAACUAUGGUGACACUGAAUAAGUUUAAAAACUGGAAAUUAACCCUUUUAGAAGAUGAACAUCAGCGCCUUUGUAAGGUAGUUUCGAAAUACGCCUGGGAUGUUUGUUUUGUUUUGUGGGAUUUUGAAAGCAAAUAAAGAGAGUAAAGUUUAAAAAUGUUUCCAGGCUUAGCACAUCAAGAAGUUUAGGUUCAAACAGGCGGAUCAUCCAGCCAGCCGGGUUGUCUUAAUUGACAAAAGAUCCAGCUGAGACCAAAUGAAUUGUCUUCUUCAUGUGAGGUGUCUCUGCAAGUUAUUAUCACUUUUGGAACUAACUAUAAUGGCGACUGCUUUAUGUCCUCGAUUUUACUAUCAGGAGCAAUGUCCGUCCAUGCUUUGUCACCUAUUUAACUGUUUUCCUGCUAACUCAAUAUAAUUAAUGAUUAACUGUUAGUGAUAGCAGUGUCCAAUGGAUUGCUGAAUAUAACUAUAACCACCAACAUUAUUUUCCGUCUCGUGAAUAUUCAGUGAUGCAGGAAUUGCAGCGUAAUAGCGUUUCUGUUUGUCAGCCUCGAUAGAAACAGUUUUAGAUUCUCAGCUUGGUAUUAGUAAUGUUUGAAUUUCUAGCAGUUUGGAAAAAAAGUGUUUCCUUUGUAACAGUAUAGUUUUAAUGCCCUCAAUGUAGUUUUUAAAAAUUUUUACCUGUGUCUAAUGCAUUCAACCUAUUGUCUUCCGCUUUAAAAUCGAUGAUAUUUGUUUCUGGUUUCAUUUUCAGAGCGUGUGAGACACAUUCAGGAAAGUUUGGAACAAUUCAUAGAGUCUUUAAACAAUGAAAAGUAGGACAGCUAUGGCGAAGGUGCUACAAUGGGGCAAAGAUCGGAGAUUUUUUGCACAUUUUCUGUCUCUUUGGAUCUCGAUUUGUUGUGGAAUUUCUUGGUUAGACGGCAAGGCAAAGACGAAGCCACCUGGUGAUUGUACAUUUGCGGUCAUUGUAAAGUUAUUAACGUAAUUAUCAAUCGAAACAAUCACGCCUUCAUUUUUACACGCUGAAUACUUGGCUGUUCAAGUUUGUGUGUGAAUUUGAAGCUAAAGGAUACUAUUCAGCCAGUGAUAUUUUCAUGUGUGUUGGUUGGUGUAAUCUUCAAUAAGUAAAAUUCCUUGUUCAGGUAAUUAAGUAUGGAAUUUUAGAGUAUCAUAUAUCGAUAAUAAACCAUUCUAUAAAAGGAAAGGUGUAAGACUUAAACGUGCGAGUCUUUCUAUGUUUUCAAAGCGCAAGGUUAAAUUCCAGAC
Porites evermanni is the source of this 43890-nucleotide messenger RNA. NCBI's taxonomy places the organism in Eukaryota, Metazoa, Cnidaria, Anthozoa, Scleractinia, Poritidae. The record is from the annotation of a GenBank genome assembly.